UCUUGAACCAAACAGCGCACAACAGAGCGCCUCGGACUCGUUUGGUCGCGUGCUGCUCUAUCGGAGGGGAUUAGCUGUUCGUGCAGAAAUUUCCGUCUUGUUCAUAGAGCCUUACCAGCGUGCUGGACAUGCGCUAUCCGUUGGUUUCAUCCGGACACUUUUGAAACGAGCCACCCGCCUCCGCCCGGGAAAUUAGACGAUCAAUGUCUUCCUGAAGGCCUAAGAUCUAAGCUUGUACCUAUCCGUCUGCCUAACAAAAGCGCGGGACAUUCUCGAACGCUUCCAUAUCGCGUCCACCCGUCCCCCUUUCACAGCGACAACACCACUCUUCCCGCCUGACACGGCCCGUUCACAAAUAAUUUCCGGCAUGCCAGUGGCUCCUACGCGUCACUUUGGAUAACAUGGAGAUCGAUGAGCCUCAACACUUUCAAUUCAGUACUCCACAGGCAAGCAACAGCUUCAAACGCCCACGUCGCAGUGUACAAGGCUCCAUGCCUUUAGGAAGCGCGAUCGAGAGCGUAUCACCGUCGCCUCGUCACCAUGGCCACACACAUCUUGCGCCUACAGUCAUCGAUCACAUACAUGGACUGAAGCAUCUGGACGACCAACAGAUCCUCCUGUUGCUUCAGGCGGCGCGUAAUGGAGAUGGUAGACGCCCCUCAGGACCCGAUCGGUCUUCGAUAUCGACCAUGGGAAGUCGCGCAUCGUCGUACUUGAGCGUACCGUCGAGCAGAGUACCCGGCAUGUUCUCCGAUCAUCGAUCCUCGGUUGCGUCAACAGACUCGUCCUUCACGCAUUAUAGCGCCGCGUCCUCGCGGCUGUCCACCGCCUCCUCUCGCUUGUCUAUGAUAUCUACGGCCUCGACCCCAGCACCAAAGAACUUUGCCUGCACAUUCUGCGACAAGGCCUUAAAAUCCAAGCCAUACUGGAAAUCGCACGAGGAGGAGUUCCACGAGCAGAGGCUCACAUGGCGCUGUCCAGACUGUGAGCAGAUAUUCCACGCUGGGAAACGCUUUCGAGAACACCAUACCAAGCUACAUGGCUGUGAACAUUGCAAACAACCACGAGAAAGUGGGCAACCCACCAGUAGAAAAGCAUCUCCAUGCGUCAAGAGAUACGAAAUCGUUAUGCAUGACAAAGAUGCAUGGGGCUGUGGCUUCUGCUGCUCUUUACUGACCACCUGGGAGGAACGCUGCGAACAUAUUGCGUUACAUUUUGAAGAGAAAGGGAGCUCGAGAUGGAACUUCACCAAUGUCGUCCUCGCCUUGUUAAAACAGCCCGAGGUAGGGCAUGCAUGGAACACACUACUGUCACGACGACACGGAGAGGACUCACAGCACUGGCCAACAUUAACGUGGGAACCAAAGAAGUGCAACCGGUUGAGGUACAAGCUGGAGACUAAGUGGGAUACUCGGGCUUUCGACCUACAAAAACUCGUACAAGACACGUAUGACUUGGCCGAAAUCGAAGCGAAGGACAUCAUUGAAGAUUCGCCAGAGUCUACACCCGAGGUCUCAGAGGCGAAUAACAUCGCCCAUAGCGAAAUCGUCGAGUUCAAAUUGGAAUCAUCUGAUUUCGGGAACAAUCACAGACUCCCGAGCUCACAUGGGCUUUCGCAUGACACUUCGAUGAUGGACCUGGACGAACCUGCGCAAAACAUGCAUCACCAGGGGAUACACCAACCCCAGUGGCCUGUAAACGCGGAUAUGUCGCAGACCAGCAUGACUGUGGACUCCGGUAUGGGUGCUUUUGUAGGAUACCAUCCCAACAUGACCGGCAUGUCUGGGGAGUUUGCUCAGCCUGUUGUGACACAGCCUUUCCAGCAGCAACAGACCUGGCCAAACACUGGCUACGUAGCGACUCCGGAUCUUAUGAACUUCCAGCAAUCGACGUACAUGAACUACAAUCAACCCAAGGAAGUCAUUCAAGUACCUACAUCACAAUUCGCUACAUUUACACAAUACGCUCCGACAAACUUAGUCCAAUCCACUCCUCCGACUUCGAGAAGAUAUGUGCCAAAACUGGUUAAUAUUUCAGGUUCAAUCCACCGUAGUGCGCCACAAGAUCAACCACCCCCUCCCCCACCCAAGGACGAGUCACAACAGAACCGAUUUUCACGGAUGAUUAGACGGCGUACAAGUCAACAAAAUAUCAAAGAAACGAGUUGGCAUGGCGAACUUCAAUGGGGCUAAAGAUUUCAGCCAAACCACUCCUCCUACACUCUUUAACCCAAACCAACCCCCUCACUGAGAAAGUGACCCCGAACCUCGUGUCCAUCGCGAGCUACACGUCACCGCAACGGAGCCCCAAUUUCACUAUUCUUCAAUAUUUCCUUGUGUUUUCCAAUCAAUAACGGCGAGCGAAAUGGCAGCAAGGUAUACCCAUAAUGCAGCGUUCUUCAUGCUUGGUUUUGGGCUUUCUGGUGUUUUGCAUGCUCCAAUUUCCUAUGUUAUGUAUCUUAAGCGUAGCUUCUUGCACCUAAUACCCCUUUUAUCGCAUCGCGACUGAGGCAAGCAUCUGAUGUACAUGGUAAUGAGGAUGGAAAGUCUGGGGUACGGGGCCAGUCGGAUAAGAUAGAUAAAAUCACUUUAUUGUUCCCU
This is a messenger RNA of Dothidotthia symphoricarpi CBS 119687, 2600 nucleotides long. RefSeq lists its product as uncharacterized. The record is from RefSeq and is a predicted model, not a curated record. NCBI's taxonomy places the organism in Eukaryota, Fungi, Ascomycota, Dothideomycetes, Pleosporales, Dothidotthiaceae. Bases 402 to 2192 code for a protein of 596 amino acids. The transcript is spliced from 3 exons.